UCUUCUUCUUCUUCUUCUUCACGUCCAGCUAAAUCAAAUCCGAGAGAUGGCUUUCAACAACUCGUACAUGUCUGUGAUCGGGGUGGUCCUUCUCUUGACCACCACAAUUGGCCAAGCGGAGGCACAACCGGUGGCAUCCCGUUCAAAGAAGCAGCUGCAUGCACCUUUGUUUAUCUUUGGAGAUUCACUGUACGAUGCUGGCAACAACAACUAUCUCAACACCACGAAGCCUAACCAAGCAAGUUUAUGGCCUUAUGGAGAGACAUAUUUCAAGCACCCAACAGGACGAUAUUCCAAUGGCCGUGUGAUACCUGAUUUUAUUGCUCAAUUUGCAGGAAUGCCGUUGAUUCCUCCAUUCUUACAACCAGGGCUUCAUGAGUACCACUAUGGAGUCAAUUUCGCUUCUGCCGGAUCGGGUGCUCUUGUCGACACACACCCCGGCAAGGUGAUAGAUCUUCACGCACAGCUAAGAAACUAUAAAAAAGUGGAGACUUGGUUCAGAGAUGAAUUCGGUAACGUGAAAGCUCAAAAAAGGUUAUCACGAGCUGUUCACUUGUUCAGCGUGGGAUUGAAUGAUUACUAUGCGGCCAUUUCAAAAAACAUCAGUUCUAACUAUGUAGACAUUGUCAUUGGAAACAUAACAACAGUAAUCAAGGAAAUAUAUAAAAGUGGAGGUAGAAAGUUCGUUUUUCUUACCUUGUUGGACUGGAGGUUUCUGCCACUCUCACGGCUGGCGUAA
Molecule: messenger RNA, 739 nt
Organism: Tripterygium wilfordii
Lineage: Eukaryota; Viridiplantae; Streptophyta; Magnoliopsida; Celastrales; Celastraceae
Product: GDSL esterase/lipase 5-like
Exons: 4
Coding region: 47-739 (230 amino acids)
Biological process (GO): lipid metabolic process
Molecular function (GO): lipase activity
Source: RefSeq, a predicted model, not a curated record